Messenger RNA from Cladophialophora carrionii CBS 160.54, 840 nucleotides. RefSeq lists its product as uncharacterized. NCBI's taxonomy places the organism in Eukaryota, Fungi, Ascomycota, Eurotiomycetes, Chaetothyriales, Herpotrichiellaceae. The record is from RefSeq and is a predicted model, not a curated record. The coding region runs from base 1 to 840 and encodes 279 amino acids. The transcript has a single exon.
AUGUCGACCGUAUCUUCCCUUCUCACGCCAGGCGAACAUGAAGUCAAACUCAACGACCUCUCCAUCCACUACACCGUUCAAGGCUCCGGGCCAGUGCUUUUAUUCGUCACCCCGGGCUGGGGCAUCAACCGUAGCAUCUAUGCAACCACACACCAGCCUCUCGAAGAGCACUUCACCGUCAUCUACCUCUCGCCGCGAGGCUGCGACGGCUCCGAGCGCCCCGCCUCCGCCUCCCUUAUGCUCUCCCGGUAUACUGCGUGCGACAUUGACGAGUUCCGUAAACAGCUCGGCAUAGAUCAGUUGAGUGUGAUUGGCCACUCCGAUGGCGGCGUCCUCGCCCUCGCUUAUGCCAUGUACUACCCUUUGAAUGUUCGGCGGCUCGUUCCCAUCUGCACGAAUCUGCUCGGCUACCAACGCAAGGACACGUCGUUUUUCACCAAGUUCGAGGCCAUGUUCGAGGCUGCGAGCCCUCAGGACGACGACGCGUUCAGGGAGUUCAUGCUCACCGCGUUUCACUUGUAUUUUUACAAGCCGGAGCCAUAUGUGCCCAAGCUAAAGGACGUGUGGACGGGGAAGCCGAGUCUCUGGGCGCAGAGGGCGCGGUAUGAGAGUGAAGCGGAGGACGGCUGGAUCAUGGAGAAGGAUCUGGGCAAGAUUAAAGCCAAGACGUUGGUGAUUACGGGGAGGCAGGAUACAUGUUGUGGGCCGGAGGUCAGUGAGACUGUUGCGAGAGGAGUGAAGGGCAGUACGCUUCUCUUGUUCGACGAGUGUGGGCACUUGCCAUGGUUGGAAGCGAGAGAGGAGUACUUUGAUGUGUUGGUCAAGUUUUUGAAGGAGUAA